CUUCCGUCGCAGGAAACUACGCAUGCGCGCGAAGCGAACGAAGCGGAAAAGAGCGAGCCCCGCGGACCCCGCCUCGACUCUUGCGCCUGCGCACGGGAGGAUGAAGCUGUUGGAGAAAUUGCCGGCGGCUGAGACGGCGAAGUUCUUCCACAAGGUCAUCGAUGGGCUAUGUGGCCACGUUUCCCCCCGGUAUCGUGACUACGACGCUAUUUGGAAUUUAACGGAAUGGAUGGAGGUGCUCGAACAAACGGCGUCGUAUUUCAGGGAAACGAUUGGAAAAGAUCUUUCUGAGGAAGAGGCUGUUCUGCCGUUGGCGGAAUUAAAUCCCGACACGCAAAGAGCAGCACGGACUUGCUUGAAAGCCAGAAAACCUGAUAUCAGGCAAGCCCUGGUUGGAAAAACAAAUGCUAUUUGUUCUUCCCAGCUCCUGAAUUUUGACUGGCAGCUCAAGCUCGCCCUUUCUAGCGAUAAAUUGUCCCUGCUGCAGAUGCCGCUUUUAAACCUUGAUCUGGAUUUGUCUAAAGAUGGGGACCUCAAAUUUGUCUCUGUGGAAAUGAAUAAAGAAGAAUUACAGGCUCUGAUAAACGCAUUGGAAGCGGCGAACAAGGUUGUUUUGCAACUGAAAUGAUUCCAGAUUCGGAGCCGCCCAGCGCUGAGAAAAAGAAUAUUUAUUCUAAAAUGCAAAAGGAUAUUAUUUUUCCUGAGAUGGAAAGUUCAGCACAUAAAAGGAGAUGAGGAAUUUUAAUUGCAAGCUUAGCAAGACUUUGCAUUAGACCAAAAUCAGUUAAGUACAUUUAGGCUAAAUUGCCAAAAUGGGCCAAAGCUCAGAUUGUUACAAUAUGUUUGAAAAGUUUUGAAGAAAUGAAGGCGCUUGAAAAUUCAUUGGAUUUCAUAUUACGUUAACAAACAUUGCGUCAAAUUGUUUAGGGCAAAAGAAAAGAAAUUUCUUUCUUCUUUUUUUUUCAAUUCGCUUCGGAUUUGUUGAAACAAUUACAUAUUUUGACUACUGUGGGAUGGUCAGACUGGAAAGCAAAAUACGUUGUUUCUAACUUGCCUAAGAACAAUAUUCUAGGACAAACAGUUCUGUCCACAAAUACAAAGGAAUGCAUCUACUUAAUGAACUACAUCCAGUUUGAAAAUGACAUUAGGAACAACUCCCAUUCGUGUCAAGUGGAUUUAUGAUGUCGGAAUAAUAAUUGUACGUGGGAGAAAUCAAUAAAUGUUUUUGUAGCCGGGUAUAUCCGAAACGAAUGAAACCUAAGCUAUGAGGCAGGUUGCAAAUUUAAUACAACGUUGAAUCUUAUGAGGUUUAGGACAACUCGUCGCGGGGAAAAAGUUACCCUAAUAUCGAAGAAAUGGUGGAAUAGAAUCAUAAAAGGAAGGGUGCCAACGAAGGGGCAGAAUGAAAUGGGAAUGAUAAAAAUUAAAAUGCUUAUUAAAAAAUUAUUUUAAAUAAUUACAUUGAAUUGUUUAAUUGUCCUGCAGCGAGAAAGAAUAGAAUAGAACAGAUGAUAGGAUAGAAUAGGAUAUAGGAUAUAAAAUAUAGAAUAAUAGGACACAGAAUGCAAAACAGAACAGCACAGGUACCGUAUAUGUGGUACCUUGCUCAAUAGUAGUACCUGUGAGAGGGAUCUUGGAGUCCUAGUGGAUAACUAUUUAAAUAUGAGCCAGCAGUGUGCAGCAGCUGCCAAAAAAGCCAAUACAUCAACAGAGGGAUAGAAUCAAGAUCACGUGAAGUGUUAAUACCACUUUAUAAUGCCUUGGUAAGGCCACACUUGGAAUACUGCAUUCAGUUUUGGUUGCCACGAUGUAAAAAAGACGUGGAGACUCUAGAAAGAGUGCAGAGAAGAGUCACAAAGAGGAUUAGGGGACCUGGAGGCUAAAACAUAUGAAGAACAAUUGCAGGAACUGGGUAUGUCUAGUUUAAUGAAAAGAAGGACUAGGGGAGACAUGAUAGCAGUCUUCCAAUAUCUCAGGGGCUGCCACAAAGAAGAGGGAGUCAAGUUAUUUUCCAAAGCACCAGAAGGCAGGACAAGAAUGGAUGGAAAUUGAUCAAGGAGAGAAGCAACCUGGAAUUAAGGAGAAAUUUCCUAACCGAACAAUUAACCAGUGGACCAGCUUGCCACCAAAAGUUGUGAAUGCUGAAAGUUUUUAAGAAGAGUUCGGACAACCAUUUGUAUACGGUUUCCUGCCUGAGCAGGGGGUUGGACUAGAAGACCUCCAAGGUCCCUUUCCAACUCUUAUUCUGUUAAUUGGAAACCCUGGGAGGUCUACACCAGGUUGCCAAAAGAACUUUUAGGAGGACUGAAUGUUGUCCCCGGGAAAGUUCUUCAUGACUUGUUCUCAGUCAAUUUUAAGAGCUGCGUUUGAAUGGGGAAGAUCCCAGUUUGGGUUCAUUGACCAGCAUCUAACCAGUUUAUCCUAAGGGGUCCAUGAGUCUGGGCCACCGGAUCCCCUGGAAAGAAGAUCAAAGCGCGACAUCCUUCUCUCGCUUUCAUUUUUUGGCCUCACAAGCUUCGGAUAAAAUCGGCGAGAUCGUGCACCACCCUGUUGAUCAGCGGAAAGGAUAGGAUGCGAUACCCGUAAAGUAAGAACAUCCCAUGGAUGCCCUUCUCUACGUGGCUCCAGGUUACCGGCACACGGUUGUCUGUCAGCCGCCUCAUGUACAACAAACCGUCAUCGCGAAGGACAUCAUACUCGCAGGUCAGCAGGAAGGUCCGAGGGAGCUUGGAGACUACCGCAUCCUCGGCGAGCAAGGGUGAACACAUUUCGGUGAGCAGCACUUUAACUUCUUCGUGCAACCGAGGGUUAAAAUGAGACGAGGAUGGCUCUGGCGGCGUGUAGCCUCUGGCUUUGAACCGCUCCGGGAUGUGGUCGGCGCUCACCCACUUCUGGUACUUCAAACGGGUGGCCUCAGGAACGUGCCUGUUCUUCAGAAUACCGUCCACAAAAGAAGUGGGCUUGUUAAAGUAACAGCAGGCCAAGAAGGGGACUAGCUUACGCCACAAGAGGGGACUUCUGCGGUUCUGCUGAUAGGAUGGCAAGCAGAGAUCCAGGCCUUGAAGCACGGGGUAGAUCAACACUUGGGCGUGAACCUUGGGAAGGUCACUCCGGUCCACCAGUGACUGACAGACGUGUGUGGCCACCGCACCCCCAAAGCUGUCUCCAGAAAUGAUGAUACGGGAGCUGUCCACCCCGUAAUCUUCUGCAUGUUUCAUGAGGAAGACGGCCGCCUUCAGACAUUCAACGUGCUGGGUUGGAUAAGGGUUCUCCGGCCCAAGUCGAUACCUGAAAGGAGGAGAAAAUGACAGAUUAUGGAUUCCCGAUCCAAUCGGGUAUACUGACAAGUUCAGACUUUCCCUCGUUUUGUAAUACGGUGGUGGUUGUUUUUAAAUUGCCGAUCGAUCGACCAGUGAGAAUAGCUCAUGCUCAUCGGCAGGCUCCUUUGGAAGCCUUUCUUUCCUUUAACAAUUCUAGAUCAUCAUUUCGUUGGUAUUAGUGUCACCCUUGGCCUGCGGCGAGUUACCUGCUCCACGAAUUGUCCGCGCUGCGAAUUGUCCGCGUCGACUCGUCCAAGACCUACGGCAGAUUAAUGCGACAAGGAGAUAACACUCACCCAACCAUGAAUACAGUCGAAUUCCCCACUUUGGCAAUGUACCGCAGGAAUCUUUCGUAGCUAUCUGAAACGAGCAUUGAAGAGUUAUACAAUGGAUGGGGGAUUCCUUCCCCGAAGCCCCUCUCCCUGCUUCAGACAAGAUUUGGGGGAAGGAAAGUCUGCCAGAGACCGGCUGUUGUACCAAAGACGGCUGCUGUCCACUAAUCGCUAUCCUAUUUGUUCUCCUAUUUGCUUUUGGAAUCUUUUUCAUUUUAUACAUCUCAUUGAAUGGACGGUGUGAUACUUGGAUAUCAUACAUUUCAAUACAAAUAAACAUAACAUUAUUAUUCCUGAUAAUACGUUCCAUUUUCAUUUUUCAUCUUUUUUAACACAAAGCUUUUACCAUUGUCCUUCAGUUCUAAACCUUCUCCUACUUCUUCCAUACAUGGUAACAUUUUAAUAUCUAUUUUAACUAUUGUUCCCCCUCUUAUUUCCCAUCUAUAUUUUAACCCUCUUUUUUUCCCCUAUGUCACUCUAAUAUUCAAAGUCGUGAUCUCUCCUUUCAUUAUUAAAUAUCUCAGCGUACACUUCUAGUUCCAGUCAAAAUUGUUCCAACAAUUAAUAUACACCUAUUCAUAUUCAUAUUCUUUCCAGUCCUUUAUUUCUAGUAU
This is a messenger RNA of Ahaetulla prasina, 4266 nucleotides long. It is a transcript of the gene COMMD8, whose product is annotated as COMM domain containing 8. The record is from RefSeq and is a predicted model, not a curated record. The transcript is spliced from 5 exons. Lineage: Eukaryota; Metazoa; Chordata; Lepidosauria; Squamata; Colubridae. The coding region runs from base 23 to 628 and encodes 201 amino acids.